AUGGGUUUAUGGACAUUCGGUGCCCUCUUGAUUGUCACCGUGAACACUAUAGUGUGGCACGGGAGUAUAGAGAAUCGAUAUCCCAUUUGGGGUGAUAUUGCCACAGCCUGGCUUGCCGUCUACUCCUUCGCCGUCUCUUGUUGCGCCUUCUGCAUUCAGUACCGCCUAUGGAGCAUUGCACGAACGAGGCGAGUGUUUUUCACGCAUAAAGAGAAGAAGAGGCAGAACUACGUCACGUAUUUCAUCUGUUAUGGCGCACCCCUCAUUUUCAAAGUCGUCCACUACGUCAACCAAGGACAUCGGUACGACUUAUAUGAAGAUUUGGGCCCACACCAAACCAAUUAUAAUACACCUGUCGCACUGGCCACAUACUUUGUGUUUGAUCAAAUCGUCUGCAUCAUCGCCACAAUUUUCUCUUUUAUGACAGUGAUAUGCAUUCUCAAGCAUCGAAAAGAGUUCAACGCGGUCAUUUCCAGCAGCGUCAAGAUCAACAGGAGCCGCUAUUUUCAACUGCUCUCCCUGGCUGCCGUAACUGUUAGCAUCCAUCUUCCCUUUACGCUAUGGAUGUAUGUCAAUGACAUCGUGGGAUAUCCUAUUCACCCAUGGAUAAGCUGGGAGGAUACCCAUUCUAAUUGGAUGCGUAUCGCGUACAUUACGCGCUUCAUGCUCAGCAUAUCACCAGGGGAGAAGGUAGCUCUUUCCAUCAGCUACUGGACGCUACCACUGUGUGGCAUUCUCUACUUUCUCCUCUUUGGCUUUGGCGAAGAAGCGAUGAUGCAGUACAAUGCCGUCUUCGAUGCCAUUCGUAGACCAUUUGGCGCUCUAUUCCGAAAGGUUCAUCUUCAGCACGUCAAUCUUCGUCGAACCUGGCUAGACGUGCUCCUCAGCCGCCCAGGCACAUCAAUCGACCCAACUGCGGUCCCCAUGACAAAGGUGAACAUUGUCUCAGAUCCAACUCAGCCGCGACUCCUUACCGGAGAAAAGGAAACCUCAAACGGCACUGCGACGUCGUCACGCCCAAAUCACAAGCAGAGGUAUCGCCAACAUGCCACCCAAACCUAUGGCGGGAGCGCCUCUGAUAUCAUAAACGACACCGGUGGAUACAUCCAAUAUCGACUUCCCGAAUCCGAGCGAGGCCAGGAAGCAGGCUCGUCUGGCUGCAUACCUACGAUCUGCUUUGGUUCCAGCAUCAGCUCAUUCCCGGGAACCGAACAACAGGCAACCUCAUCGCCAAAGUCACUCCUACGGCCAAGCGAAGAGGAGAAAAAAGUCGAAAAGGAUAUCCCGUCGGACGUUGAGACCAGCUCCUCAUCCUCCCGCUGUUCAUGCACCUCGUGCAACGCAGAGUUGGUCGAAGAGGAUAGCGAGGACAUCACAGAAACGCAAAGAUACUCAAUUGAAGGGAAGAGAGCUGAAAAGGCUUCUAUCACGGGAAGAGGGGUAGACGGCAAGCCGGUCGCGAACUUAGUGGCCGAGGAGCGGGACCUUGAAGUAGGUGUGGCUGAGCCCUCGCAAGAGCCAUCACCCGGAGAGCUUCACAGAUUAGAGCAUCUGCGACAUUGGCCAGAUGCCACCGAAGAAAUCACGUUCUGA
Serendipita indica DSM 11827 is the source of this 1593-nucleotide messenger RNA. The record is from the annotation of a GenBank genome assembly. NCBI's taxonomy places the organism in Eukaryota, Fungi, Basidiomycota, Agaricomycetes, Sebacinales, Serendipitaceae.